This is a messenger RNA of Daldinia caldariorum, 1959 nucleotides long. Its product is annotated as aromatic compound dioxygenase. Gene Ontology annotation, molecular function: oxidoreductase activity, acting on single donors with incorporation of molecular oxygen, incorporation of two atoms of oxygen; ferric iron binding. The transcript is spliced from 3 exons. The record is from RefSeq and is a predicted model, not a curated record. Lineage: Eukaryota; Fungi; Ascomycota; Sordariomycetes; Xylariales; Hypoxylaceae. Bases 550 to 1695 code for a protein of 381 amino acids.
UAUAUCCUACGAGUCUAAUGAUAUCCAUUAAAGCAUUGCAAGCUGCCUAAGUCACGCGACUUCAACAUCAACUACUAAGGUAGCCGCUUGGAUGUUGGGUAUAGCUCAAGCCAGCCUCUUGCAUCAUUGCGUUUUCAACCGCCGCUCUCUCAUUGGCUUUUCCGGACCAACUGGUCUUGGCUGCAAUACUGAAGUGGACAGGGUCUUACGAUAUGAUUUGAUAUUGGAUCCCUAGGCGAAUCUGUGAAGAUCCCACAAAUAGCGGAAGGGGGUCCCCGGCGAGGCCAAUUUAGGAGGGUGCCAUCAAGGACAAAGGAGAAUGUGCUACCGCGAUCUUGCGUGGUGGAGAUUUUUGCCAACGGUUCGAGAAUUGGCGGUGACUGAUCGGCUGCGUAGAUCAUAUUCUAUAUACAAGCCGAGCUUGAAGAUAUAACGGCGUCGAUUCCGCCAUGCUAUUCACUUCUUGACUCUGACCCAACCAGAGCCUUUUCACUCUUUCCAUAUCUUUCGACACUCCCAAGCUUCCAAAUAUCUUAAGUUCGGCUCAAUAUGGUUAACCUCCGCGCAAUCACCGCCUCCUUGGCGGCUUCCUCUUUCCUCGGUGUUGCUGUGGCCCAUCCUGGGGACAGCAAAGAGGUAGUCAAGUAUGAGCGGGCUAUGCACAACCAUGCUCAGGCAGGAGCUCGUCGAGCUAUCGUUAACUACGGCACUACUCCUGCCACAGCCGCUCUCAAAGCUCGUGCAAUUGCUCGACGUGCCGCUACCGCUCAGAGUCUCCGUGAGAAACGCGGUCUUAGUGACAAGCGUAUGAAGUCCAAGAGAGGUCAGGCUGAGCUCGAAAAGUAUUUGAGCGUCACGCACGAUAGUACGGAACUGGGUUACAACCUAGAUACCCCGUUAGACGUUAUCUUCGAUUCGAACUCGACUGCUGCUCUUGUCCCCGAAGUUACGAUCGGUCCUUACUGGGUGGCAGGAGAGUUGAUCCGAACCGAUGUUAGUGAGGACCAGGCUGGUGUGCCUCUACACCUGGACCUGCAGUUCAUUGACAUCAACACCCUCGAGGCUAUCCCCAACAUGCUGAUAGAUAUCUGGCACUGCAAUGCUACGGGUGUAUACUCCGGUAUCUCUAUAAUGGGCCAGGCCGGCCUUGACACCACCUACGGCCGUGGUAUUCAGAGCACAGACGAAGAUGGCGUAGUCCAGUUUGACACCAUCUUCCCUGGCCACUACAUCGGCCGCGCUCCUCACAUCCACAUGAUGAGCACCGAAAACGCCACCGUCCUGCCCAACAACACCUACCUGACGGACGGCAAGCCCAACCACAUCGGGCAGCUGUUCUUCGACCAGAGCCUCAUCAGCGCGGUCGAGGAGCUCGAGCCCUACAGCACCAACACCCAGCCCUUGACCCUCAACUCGGAGGACGGCAUCGACGCCGAGACCUCCACGGCCGAGUACGACCCCUUCGUCGACUACGUCCUCCUUGGCAGCGAGCUCCAGGACGGCCUCCUGGCCUACCUGACCGUCUUCGUCGACACCAAGGCCAACCAGACUGCGAACGCCCACGCUGCCGCCCACUACUACGAGGGAGGCGGUGUCGCAUCUCCCGGAGGUAGCUUCCCUGGUGGCCCCGGAGGUCCGGGCGGCCCGCCGGGCAGUGGAUUCCCUCCCCGACCUAGCAGCACCACUGCUCCCUGAAGGGCGUCCGCAUAACUCGUCCUCCAGAGGGGAAUUGGUACUGAUAGAACGCGAAAGACAGUUCGGGAAGUAGGUAUUCCAUCGACGGAAUUUACCUACCUAAUGUAGAGUGCGUGUGGCGAGUGUGGAGCGAAAAGAAAUAAAAGUAAAACUGUCAUUACCGUUAGUUUAUGGAAGCUUUAGGUACCUGAAAAAUACUAAGCACGUUUAUGAUUUAUAUCAUCGACCCCGUAGCAGAUAAAUUCGAAUUCAAAUAUAAUUAGC